UUUUGAUCGAAGGCACUCCUAACGUCAGUUAGUAAUGUAAACAGCAGUAGUCGCAGCAGUUGCAGGUGACCCGAGACGUAACCACAGACAACACAGAGACGAGUGUCACUAGGUGCAGAUACCGGCAUGAUUUCAACUGGCACAAGUUCCUGGAAACAGCCAAGUGAAAAUACGUUCCACCAUCUUGUUCAUUAGCUAGUUACACACGGACCCGGUUUCUCAAGACGACGUGAUCUGUCAGUCUUUCCAAACACCAUCUGCCAAAUAACCACCACGUCCGAUGUUGACAGAAAGCAGGAAGCGCAGGCGAAGCAGUGACAGUGAAGGCGGUCAAGUCCUCCCCCAGGCGAAGAGGCCUGGCGGGGGCAACGCCCUUCUGCCCGACCUGGGGCGUGACGCCUGGGACUCAGAGUCGUCCAGCAGCGACAGCAGCGGCAUCAGCAGCCCAGAGCGUCUGGCAGGAGCCAGUGGCGGCAGCAGCAGCAGCAGCAGUAGUCUCGGCAGCAUGAAGGCCUUCGGCGCGGACGGCAGCGGCCGAGGGAACUACAUUACCCAGGCUCCCUGCAGCCCGGCGACCUCCUCGAACCCGGGCGACGAGCCGCUGCACGCCAUGAGCUACCACGACAUCAACCGCGUCCUGCGGGAGGCCCACUUCGCCAGCCUGAGGACCAGGAGCCACCCGGGCGCCACAUGACUGCCCGCCGCCGCUGCCCCCCUCCGCCUGCCCACCCAACCCCCACGCCAGUCAACCCCUCAUGGGCAUUAAACAGCAGCCAGGCCCCCUCUGAGGACCGACUGGAGGGACAUCAUGGGUACUUUUCCACCUCUGCCCGACCACCAUCACCCCCUAGCACGUCCACCUCCACCUCCACAUCCACCCUGUCCCACUCCAUGCACACACCAUGUUAAGUGUGGUUGUGUGUGUGUGUGAGAGAGUGAAAGAGUUAGUGUGAGUGAACUACCUUUCUGUGGCUUGACUACUUUGCCCCCCCCCCCCCCCCCCCCCCCCCCCAAUCUCCCCACUCUUCCUAUAAUUUUUUUUAACAUGUCCAUAUGUGAGGGGGGGGGGGGGGGGGUUGACCUUUUUUGUGUGUUGGAUAUUGUAUCCACUUGGGUGCUACAUAAAAGAAAAAGAAAAAUGAGAAUGACGCUUGCAAUAAUAAGUCUACAUGUUUAUUUCAGCAGUUUUCUUGCCCAGGCUAGUAAACUCAAUGCAAUGGAAAAUCUUGAAGUGAACUGGUAGAACUGGUAUUGACAUUAGACACGAUUAACUUCUUUUGUCAGUGGGUCUGCAGCUUGCCAUAAGGUAACUAUUACACAGAUGAGGAGAGUUUCAGAAAUGUUUGGGCAAUAUCAACAUGGAGUACACACAGGUAAGGAGAAUUUUGGAAUUGUUUGACAAGAUCAACAUAGGAAUUGGAUUUGGUUCCUCCUUUGGUUCUCCUGCUUGAUUCUCCUGUUGAACAGCCUAGGCAAGCUAAAGAGGGCCCUUAUUUCGUCAACAGGAACAAAAAUCGCCUCACUGAGGGACCUCAAUACUGUAUGCACCUCAGAAGCGCACACACAAACAUGUAGUCUCCGUUUCAUGAACCUCCCAUUACCCCCCCCCCCCCCCCCCCCCCACACCUCCUCUUCUCCCAUCCAUGAUGGUGUGUUUGCGUUUCCCCUUUUAAAACGGAGAAACAGGGAUUUUUAGCUGUCGUGGCGGACUGCUUUCAGAAAAUGACCAAAAAAAAAAAAAAAACUAAACGAAAAAGAAGCAAAAAAAAAUAAAUAAAUAAAAAAAGCAGUGUUCCACUUUAGUGUCUCGAGCCAGCCUAGGAGAUGAAAGCACAGGUGACAGACCGACAGACAGACAGACAGACAAGACAGAAAGACAGACAGACAUAUCCUAUACUCUCAGGCUGGGGCGGGGGGGAAUGCCCUCCUGUCUAAGGUGCCAUGAAGCCGAAACACUGGCAGAACUUUUAUUUUAUUAUUUUCUUUGACGGGGGUUUGUGGAGGGGGGAGGGGGGGGGUUUGAGCUGCACUUUGGUUCACGGGAAGGGGGUGGGGGUGGCGGGGUUGGGAUGGAUCUUUUGUGAGGGUCCCGGUGACCCAAACAAUGCCAGGACGGGUGAAUGCGGAGGGGGGGGGGGUUGGUGGGGGACGGUGCGGAGAGAGUGGACCGCUCUUGAAUAUCAUGACUCACCUGUAGACGCUGGGCAAACCGUCUCAGCACUGAGUUUGGGUCUGAGUGCAGAGCCAGAGAGAGAGAGAGAGCAAGAGAGUAACGAAAAUAUAGAAAAUUACUCAGGCAGCCCGGGGUCAGUGGGUUUCUGCUCUUGUAACUAGACACAUGCAUAUAUUUCCCCUAUGGACAGGACACCCCUGUCCACCCCACUAUAAUUAGCCUGGCCCUGAAUAGAACUCUCCGGUGGUCCACAGGCACCCCAGCAACGCCACCACACGCCUCUAGUGUACAUUCUCCUGGGGUUUCACCAUGCUUCGCAAGCGCCAUUAGUCAGAACUGGUUGGUUUGAAAACAUUUCUUUUAUUUUUGUUUUUAAGUGACGGGCGCACUAGGAUAGAGUAAGGGGAAGGGGGUGACAUUGUUGACAUGAUGCAACACCUUGUUGUGAGUGGACAACGGUGUUUUGGGAGAGAAAUAAUCUAGUGUAGAUUCCUCUGACCCUCCCAAAGAAGUAAAAAAAAAAAGAGAGCGCGAGAGAAGGGAUGUGAAGGGGGAGCUGGAUCUUAAGAUGAGACAGUUAUUCUUAUCUGGAGGAAGACCUUUGCUACUGAACAAGCAUGUUCAGACCAUGUUUCUACAGAGGUCCAAAGCAUAAGGGGUCUUAAUGCAGCUUUUCCUAGGGUAGACAGAUGAAUUAGACCUGCAAUACUGAUGUAAUUCUCCAGGCUUGAUGUGAAACGGUCUCCACUAACACGACUGCCAUUCUAUGCAUGCUGUUCUUGUUGUGCAUUUCUGUACCAUUUCCAAGACAAGACCACAGAAAUGAAAAAAUUGAAUGCGAAACGACAACACGACGAAUACAACGAAACUGUACAGAAAGCAUAGCGGGAUAAUGCCAUUCAUUCCUCAGAAUUACAUUGUUAUUGGCCCGUGUCAUGUUUUUUUUUAUUUUUAUUUUUAUUUGGCUCCCUUAAAAAUAAUGCUGCACACACAGCACCCUCCCAGUCUCAAGUAGCCUGUGUGUGUGUGUGUGGACAGACGCUGACCUGUAGAGACGGGCGUUUCUUUAGUGAGUGUGUGUGUGAGGGCCUACACCCAUUCUCUCCACCUGUCUCUCCUUCACUGCCUGCCUCCCUCUCUCCCUCUGUCCCUCUCUGCUGUUAAGAUCAACUCCAAACACUGUGGUCUGUUCCCCAGGAAAGACUUGAUCAGCUUUAGAUGAGAGUUUGUUUUUUUCAUUACUACAAUCGUCAUGAUAUUUUUUUGUAUACAGAAUUGUACAUUACCUAUAAUAGUAAAUAUACAAUAAUUUUUCUGUUGUUGUUUUUUGAUCAUUAUUAUUUUUUGGAGAUCUUCCUUACAUUAUGGAGAAUUAAAAUGUUUUGUUUUUAA
Messenger RNA from Alosa sapidissima (American shad), 3565 nucleotides. Its product is annotated as protein FAM104A-like. The record is from RefSeq and is a predicted model, not a curated record. The transcript is spliced from 4 exons. Bases 281 to 694 code for a protein of 137 amino acids. NCBI's taxonomy places the organism in Eukaryota, Metazoa, Chordata, Actinopteri, Clupeiformes, Clupeidae.